AUGACAGUGUCCAAGCCGUGUCCCUCCGGGCCUAGCAGCCGCGCGGCCCGCAGCACGCCCGGGCGUCCACCGGCUCUGCCCUCCCCUGCAGUCCCAAGGCGACCGAUCUUCCUUUCCCGAGGCUCGGAUGGGGCGGAGGGGUGGGGUGGGGAGCGCAGGGAAGCUCGGGGAUCCGGCCCGGCUCCGCAGACGGCAGCUGCAGCCAGGCGAGGCGAGGCUCCGGGCGGAAUCCAGGAAGAGCCCGAGUCGUGCAGGCGACUGCGGCGGCCCGUCAAUCUCCUUGCUCCCGAGGCUCGGGGCGGUGCGCGCGGGGGAGUGGGUGGCGGGCUGCGCCCACACGCACGUGCGCCCCCCUCCACCUCCACAGGCACGCUCCUACUUACUGACCCCGGCGGCGACGGGAGCCAUGGCCGCCGACCGACCCCCGCGCGGCAGCCCCGCGCACCGCUCCGCGCCAAGCGCGCCCCAGAAGCGCUGCGGAAGGGCUUCAGGAAGCAGGAGGGCCGCCCCGGCUCCGGCUCAUCACCCCUCCGCCGGCCGCGGCAGCGCCGAUCCGGUCAGGCUUCUCAUUUGCAUGGAAAACACCCUGCAGCCGGCGAGGACCCCGGGACCCGAGCUGGCGCCCCAGCCUGGAGACAGCGCUUGGGUAAUUUACAUAUUUUAGGGUGGCCCCUCCCUCUCGCGGAGAAAGCGAGUCUCCGUGGGAACGGGCAGACCGGCCGCGUCCAGCCCGGCCCACCUGCCACGACCCCGCGGGGAGCCGCGGGCCGAGGGCGGGCCUCCUCCGACCCGUCCGCCCCGUUCGGGGGGCGCCCGCGGCACCCCCGCCUGGAACGCGCCUCGGCGGUUCCCCCUCGGUCCCCACGAGCGAUCGUCACUGCCAGCGGGCCAGGCGGCGUGCAGGUCCCACCUCCUGAGCCCCGCUCCGCUCCGCACAGCUGUCUCUGGUCCCGCAACCAAUCGCCAGAAGACAACAAUGCUGCGCGCGCCGGGCGCGGUGGAGGGGGCGAGCGGGGCGCCCGCCGCCCCGGCCAGGCGCUGGGCCCGGGGCGCCGAGGUCACGCCGAGUUAAAGGCGCCGGGCCACACGGCUGCGAACCCCAACCAAGCUCCGCCACUGCUAUUCCGCCCCUCCCCGCCCCCCUUCCUGCCUCCCCCCGUUUCCAACCGCUUAUCUCUUCCAUUGGGGUUUCCAAAAAUGCUUGCGAGCUAG
Molecule: messenger RNA, 1212 nt
Organism: Dipodomys ordii (Ord's kangaroo rat)
Lineage: Eukaryota; Metazoa; Chordata; Mammalia; Rodentia; Heteromyidae
Product: collagen alpha-1(III) chain-like
Exons: 1
Coding region: 1-1212 (403 amino acids)
Source: RefSeq, a predicted model, not a curated record